AACUGAAAUGACCGUAGUUCAAAUGCAUUGUUCAAUCAGGUAUCUUUUGACGUUCAACAAUCGGAGUUUUAAUCCAUUCUGUUGGUAGAAUUUCUGUAGUGUCGUUGAAUUAUUGAUAAACAAAGUAACACAAUGGUAUGUUUUCAUUAAAAUGGUCGUAUUUUAUGUGUAAAAUAAAAUUGUGGUGCAAUUUUAAACAUUUUUUAUUGAUACAACUAGUAGAGGAAUAAAUAUUUCAACAAAGAGAACUAAGUGUGUGAUUUAUUUUCACCGGCAAAUGAAAAGGUCAUAUUCGACAGCCAAGAUGAAUCAAGUCUCAUUUGAGAAUACAUUUGAAGAUUAUGUAGAAAUUGGUGAUAGUCUAUUGAUGAACAAAAAGUUACGAAAUGAUAAGCUCAAUAAGUAUGCAGUUUCUGUGUGGGAGAAAAAUUUUAAGGAUUAUAAACGUGAAGAGGACCAUUCUGUAUAUACCGGUUCUACUGGAAUUGCACUUCUUAAGCUGUUAAUUGCAUCCAGGAAACCAGAAACCGAGAAAAGACAAAUACUGGAAGAUGCUCGAAAAUUGAUUCCAACUUAUAAAUUAAAUAAAAGACGAAUUACAUUCCUUUGUGGAGAUGCAGGACCGCUAUCUGUUGCUGCAGUCAUUGAACACAGAUUGGGAAAUGAUACCGAAGCUAAUAAACUGAUUCAAAACUUAGUUGAACUUGGAGACGGAGUUUUGGAUAUCGAUGCGAACACGCCAAAUGAACUUUUAUAUGGAAGAUGUGGUUAUUUAUAUGCCCUGUUAUUUGUUAAAGAACAUAUCAAAAAUGCUCAAAUCGAAGAUGAAUUCAUAAAACAAAUUAUUGACGUGGUCCUCAAAUGUGGACAACAUAUGGCGAAAUCGAUGAAACUAACAUCAAAAGUUCCCUUGAUGUUCGAAUGGCAUGACAGUAAUUAUUUGGGCGCAGCUCAUGGUUUAAGCGGAAUUUUAUAUUUGCUAUUACAAGCACGCAGAUAUGUAUCUGAGGAUGCCUUAAAUUUUCUUAUUAAACCUUCAAUUGAUUAUUUAUCGUCCAUACGAUUUUCAUCUGGAAAUUUUCCAUCGUCGCUUGGUAAAGAACGUGAUAAGUUAGUCCAGUGGUGUCAUGGUGCUCCUGGAUUUACUCAUUUGUACUGUUUAGCUUAUGAGGUUUACAAUGAUAAGCAAUAUUUAAAUAUCGCCCAAGAAUGUGGAGAAGUUGUGUGGAAACGUGGAAUUCUAACAAAAGGAUACAGCAUUUGUCAUGGAGUUGCUGGAAAUGCUUAUACAUUUUUACAGUUGUUUAAAACCACCAACGAUCAAAAAUAUCUCCAUCAGGCUAUCCAGUUUGCUGAAUGGGUCACAGAUUAUACAACAAGCCAUGAAUUUCAUUACCCAGAUCGCCCACUAUCCUUAUUUGAAGGACUUGCUGGACGUUUGUACUUGAUCGUGGAUAUUCAAGAACCGUAUAACGCCAAAUUCCCUGGCUAUGAACUGUAAAUUAAGCCAAAAAUUUUUUGACACAUAAUAAUAUGAUGCAUAGUCAAUUAAAAGUAUAAGCUUCAAACGAUACAAAUAUUGUUCUUCCUUACACACGCGCUUUAAAAUUUACCAGACUUGUACAACUCGUGA
Chrysoperla carnea is the source of this 1633-nucleotide messenger RNA. RefSeq names its product lanC-like protein 2. The transcript has 7 exons. The record is from RefSeq and is a predicted model, not a curated record. The coding region runs from base 278 to 1501 and encodes 407 amino acids. Gene Ontology annotation, cellular component: plasma membrane. Gene Ontology annotation, biological process: carbohydrate metabolic process; peptide modification. Lineage: Eukaryota; Metazoa; Arthropoda; Insecta; Neuroptera; Chrysopidae.